Alnus glutinosa is the source of this 2461-nucleotide messenger RNA. RefSeq names its product putative disease resistance protein At3g14460. Lineage: Eukaryota; Viridiplantae; Streptophyta; Magnoliopsida; Fagales; Betulaceae. The coding region runs from base 1 to 2271 and encodes 756 amino acids. The record is from RefSeq and is a predicted model, not a curated record. The transcript is spliced from 2 exons.
AUGCCUGAGAGGUUGCGCACUCUCAUAGAUUUGGGUAUCUCUUAUAGAGGUUUGUUUUUUUCUCACCAAGGAAGGCAAUUUCCAUUGCCAAUGAUGAAAUACCUACGGGUUGUCACUCUAUUUCACCAUAAGAACAUAACCGAGUUGCCGGAUUCAAUUGAAGAACUUAUACUUCUACGUUAUUUGGACAUUUCUCACACUCAUAUUGAAAGGUUGCCUAAUACCAUAUGUAAGUUGUGCAAUUUGCAAAUAUUGAAUUUAUCACACUGUCAACGUCUUGUUGCCUUGCCAAGAGAUAUGCAUAAACUCAUUAAGUUGGAAAUAUUGAAUUUAUCAUGUUGUGGAUGUCUUGUUGCCUUGCCAAGAGAUAUGCAUAAACUCAUUAAUUUGCGUCAUCUUGAUAUUGCUAGAACUGGGAUGAUGGAGAUGCCGCUAAAUCUAGGUAAACUAAAAUGUCUUCAAACAUUAUCUACAUUUAUCGUUAGCAAUAGUGGAUGCGGCAUUGAAGAGCUAGGGAAACUUACAAAUCUUCGGGGAUCACUUUCUGUUUUGGUGCUCCAAAAUGUUGAAUCUCCAACGGCUGCUGAGGGCAGAAACUUGAGGAAUAUGAAGUACCUUGAGAAUUUGGAAUUGCAGUUUGAAGGUGAUACUAAUGCUUCGGAAAGUCAUAAAAUCGUACUUGAUAGUCUCCAGCCCCAUACAAGCUUCAAAAGCCUCACUAUCGACGGCUAUGGGGGCACAAGUUUUCCAGACUGGGUUGGGGAUGCUUCAUUCUCUAAUAUAGUGUCUCUUGGUCUACAAAACUGUAAAUUUUGUUGUAGCUUGCCACCACUUGGGCAACUACCCUCUCUACAGGACCUCUCGAUUCUUGGGUUGGAUGGAGUUGUUACGAUAGAUCGUCAGUUUUAUGGCAGUGGAUCCACUUCGAUAAAGCCAUUUGGAGCCUUGAAAUCUCUACGAUUUUAUGAUAUAUUGGAGUGGAAGGAGUGGUCUCCUUUUGAGGUUGAAAACGAAGGUCGAGCUUUUCCUAAUCUUAGAGAUCUUUCAAUUUAUGAUUGCCCUAAGCUUACAAGUGGGUUGCCCACCCAUCUUCCUUCUUUAGUCGAACUUUCCAUUUAUGAUUGUCCCCAGCUGGUGGCUUCAAUCCCUAGGGCUUCUUCUCUAUGUAAACUGACGUUUACAGAUUGCAAUACGGUUCUAUUAAACGAAUCGCCAAUUGGAAUAAAAAAGCUUAGCAUCACAAGCUGUGGGAAGUUAGAGCUCCCAAUGCACCUGAACUAUUCAUCCCUUGAAAUUUUGAUGUUGGACGGUUGUGGUUUUCUCAAGUCCUUUCCAUUGUUCCCAAAGCUUCGUCUUCUGGAAAUCUCGGAUUGUGAGGAUUUAGAAUCUCUUACAGUUGGAGAACAACAUGAACAAGAUUUACUCCUCUCGCAGAUAAACAUCCGUCGGUGCCCGAAUUUUUCAUAUUUUCCACAAGGAGGAUUGCGGGCCCCUAACCUUAAAGAUUUUACGAUCUACAAUUGUAAGAGUCUUCGGUCACUACCUGAAAAGAUGCACAUCCUUCUUCCCUCUCUUGAGAAAUUGGAUAUAGAAGAUUGUCCACAAAUUGAGUCGUUUCCUGAAGGGGGCUUGCCUUCCAAUUUGAAUAAAAUUAUCAUCGGAAGGUGCCCUAAUUUUGCAUAUUUUCCAAAAGGAGGAUUGCGUGCCCCCAACCUUAGAAAGUUUCAGAUCAGGAAUUGUAGAAGUCUUCGGUCACUACCUAACAAGAUGCACAUACUUCUUCCCUCUCUUGAGAAAUUGCAUAUAAUUGAUUGUCCACAAGUUGAGUCGUUUCCUGAAGGGGGUUUGCCUACCAAUUUGAAUGAAAUUUCCAUCUUACGUUGUGACAAACUCUUUGCGAGCCGGUUGGGGUGGGGUUUGCAAACUCUCCCGUGUGUUAGAAGAUUCGAAAUCAGUGGCAAAUCUGAAGAUGCGGAGUCCUUUCCAGAUGAGGGGUUGCUGCCUACCAAUCUUACCUAUCUUCUCAUCGGGUAUUUUCCAAAUUUGAAAUAUUUGGACACGAAGGGGCUUAAACAUCUCACUGCUCUUGAAGAAUUGGAGAUCACAGACUGCCAUAAGUUAGAGCGCAUGUCAAAAGAUGGGCUGCCUGCCUCCCUUUUAACUCUAAGGAUCGACGGUUGUCCUUUGUUGGAGAAAGAGUUGGAAAGGAAAGAAGAAGAAUGGGUCAAGAUUGCUCACGUCCCCAACAAAUAUAUUGGUUGGAUGAGCUAAGACUCCAGCAAGAGUCUCCACUUUCUUUCAUAAUAUCGACUUGUACAGUCAGAGAAAUACGCUAGGGCUAUGGCUAUUAAAAAUUCUCAAACACAAGGGGGAGCAGUAUAUGGUGCUGAUGGAGGAUAUGGAUGCUCCUGCCCUGUAUCAGCCACCAAAUACAUUCCUUCCAUGCCAGACACCUUAUCAG